GGUACUUGAAACAUGCAUCAGGCUAGUUUUACGCACAGCAUAGGACAGACCUUUAUAAUAGAUCUAAUUCAAAUUUUAAGUCUCAAAUUUUACGUGUGCUAGAUUUAGUGAGCAGCAAAAAUUUUAAUAAAUUUUAUCAGCACUAUACCCAGCAAUUACCAUACCAGACUUUAUUGCAUUUUGUUGUUGGGGAAAAACGAAUAUAUUAAUUAUAUUGUGAAAUGGCAGACUAACUAAACGUGCUUGCUAACUGUCUGCCGAGCCGAACUGCAACAAACAAACUCGUUAAGGUACGCAUCUAAUCGCUGUGUGAAUAGCUAUUGAUUAGUCAUGCGGUUCAGAUACGUGGCCUUUGAUAGCAUUGCGAUGUUAUAUUUAUUUACUAACAUUUCGAAUUCAGUCUCGCAUUCAAAGCCCAAUACGCGGGUAGGCAACAAUGAGCGCGUUGAAUAUUUUGGACUUAAAAGAUGAUUGCCUUGGUUAUUUGCUGAUUUAUCUGACGGCUGAGGAUCGAAUCAGUUUUGCCCAAGUCUGUUGUCGAUUUCGUGAGGUGUUUAUAGCGUCUGCCGGAAAACAAUUUCGCCAGUUUACGCUAGAUGAAAACAGCUCAAGGCAACAGCUGAUCGGAUUCUGUAUUUACCGCGAAUCAGUCGAGAGUCUAAUCAUCGAUUUGGAGUACUUUGAUACGUCGCGAACAUUUCGGAAUUAUGGAUGUGUAGCACCAAUCAAUUGUUUUAGCAUACUUUGCCUAACAUUAACCGGCAUGAUCAGCUUGAAACGUUUAAUAGUAAAAAAGUCAAAAGAAUGGACCUGCAUUCCAAUUGAAAAACCCUUUGAAAAAAUUUUAGCUGCCGUUAAGGGCUUAACUGAGCUCAAAGUUUUAGAAUUGCAUGCCAGAGAUGAAUUUACCUAUGAUAAUUUAAUCCACCUUAACCAUCUUGAGGAACUGCAUAUGCGUAUAACACAAAUAAGCGCUCCAGUUCUCGCCAAGUGCUGCAAAUCGAAUCUCAAUCUACGCCAUCUACACCUCGGCUACAACUGUGUCCAGCGUAAUCUGUCCGAUAUAGUUCCAUAUUGUGCCAAUCUGGAAACGCUUCAAUUUGGCAUGAUGGCAGAGGCAUCCGCUUACAAGCCACUAGCUAAGCUGCCUAAGCUAAAGCAACUUAUGCACUUUGGGGUUCGACGCAGCGGCUCCUUUGUGCCACUGCUUACUGAUUUGGCUGCGCGGCGGCAAGAGCUACAACGUCUGGAGAUCGAUGGAGGCACCCUCAGCCCAGAGGAGACAGUGCAAAUUAUCCGACAGUGCGGCCUGCGGCAGCUGAAGUGCUUCUGCUCGACAGCCGAAAGUGUGGAGAUGCUGUCGCAUUUGAAGCAGCUGCAGGAGCUGAGCAUUUGGAUGUCUAGCAGAACUGAAAUUUCUGCUGCCCUGCUAAAAGUCAUAGGGGAAUGCCAACAGUUGCAGCUCUUGUGCAUUGCUUCGGGUAAUGUAAGCCCUGAUUUUAUAGAGAACGUCACAAAAGUGCUGUUUGAAACCAGAACGGAACCGAAUCAAAAGUCGCUAAAGCUUGAACUUCCCUUGACGAACUAUACGAGCCACAAUAAGGAACUAUCUCAACGCAACAAAGUUCUAAGCUGCUCAGCAUUUGAGAUUGAUUCUUGGAAAUGUUGAAAUAUUCAAUUAUGAAGUUUUUAUGUAUUAUGUGUAUCAAGUCUGGCCGGAAUGAAAAAUAACCAUAUUUUAACAGUUAAUACUCAACGGUGAUCUUAAUAUUAUUUAAUUUUAAGAACAGAACAAAAUGAUAGCCUUUAGCAAAUAUAAUCUCAUAAUUGAACAGGAAAUGUAUUGAAACAGCAGCAAAAAAAUAAUAUAAUCAAUAGGUACUUUUAAUGAUUUAAAAUUAAUAUAUGUAAUAUAUAAGUUAAGCCCGGCGAAGAGCUUUGACUCAAUUAAAACCGGAUUGAUUAUUGGCCAGGAUUCAAUUUCAUUUGCCACACGCUGCAUCCACAGAGCAACCGGUGAAAUUAAAAUCAAAUUAAAUGAGUGAAUUUUAACAUUCCCGUUGUUGUCGAUGGGCCCUCACGCGUGUGAAUAAUGAUGAUGAUGUUACUGCCAGUGUUUGUCAGGCAGCGGACCAGUAGGAAAGAGGAUCAAUCGUUGGAAAGUAGUACCCAUCAGUCCGUCAGUUGAGCAGCCAUUCCUUAUUUGUUUCAAUUGAAAAUGGUUUUUCUGUUUUUCCGCAUGCUGGGCACGCUUUAACACGUUUACAUUGAAUUAAACGUUGCAGCGAGCACAACGGCAGCAUUACAGAUAGCAACAAUAGCACACACAACAGCAACAACAACAAUAACAACUGCAACAUGGAAAAGUUAAAAUCAACAUACAUUGUUGCUGAAAAUUUCCUUUUGUGCCAGAGCACUGUGCAGAGGGUUGGCAAAAGCCGGAAAGUGAAACGAGCACCGUCUGAAGUGAAAGAAAAACAGCAACAGGCCAACGAACAACGCACAACAAUGGCAACAAUGCACUUGAGGCGACCCUGAUAUCGUAAUGCAUAUUACUACAUGUAAACUUACUUAUUGUUCAAUUCUCGCUUGCCGAUACUUAUACUGACAGCAUUUUUGCUAAUUAAAAUACAAUUAAUGGCCAUGGGAAUAUGUAUUAAGGGUCUUCUUGCGAAUACUCUCAAGCAACAACAGCAGAAACUGAAACUUGUGCUUCCUUAAAAUCAACUAAAAUAAAACUUGAGAAAAUAAAUAA
Messenger RNA from Drosophila novamexicana, 2755 nucleotides. RefSeq lists its product as uncharacterized. The record is from RefSeq and is a predicted model, not a curated record. The transcript has 4 exons. Bases 437 to 1669 code for a protein of 410 amino acids. Gene Ontology annotation, molecular function: protein binding. NCBI's taxonomy places the organism in Eukaryota, Metazoa, Arthropoda, Insecta, Diptera, Drosophilidae.